CAAUGAAUAUAAAGAAUGUUGAUAUGGAAACAAAAAAAAAUGGAAAGCAGUUAGAAAAAAUUUUGAAGAAUGAUGAAUUCGAGGAUGCAUUUGAUGAACUACAAUUUGAAGAUUUGAAGAAAGAUGAUGAACCAAAAGCAAAGCAAAAGAUUAAAAUUAAUAAUCCAGUAAAUACGAUUAGAUUAAUUGAUGCAAUUAAAAGUAAACUUUAUUAUAUGAUAAAUGUUUAUUAUGAAGAUUUAGAGCUUGAUGGUCUUGUUACUUUACUUUUAGAUCCACAUUGA
This is a messenger RNA of Racocetra persica, 284 nucleotides long. The record is from the annotation of a GenBank genome assembly. Lineage: Eukaryota; Fungi; Glomeromycota; Glomeromycetes; Diversisporales; Gigasporaceae.